Bombina bombina (fire-bellied toad) is the source of this 3508-nucleotide messenger RNA. It is a transcript of the gene PALD1, whose product is annotated as phosphatase domain containing paladin 1. The record is from RefSeq and is a predicted model, not a curated record. The coding region runs from base 313 to 2964 and encodes 883 amino acids. Lineage: Eukaryota; Metazoa; Chordata; Amphibia; Anura; Bombinatoridae. The transcript is spliced from 20 exons.
UGCAGGCAAGCAGGGGUACCCCAGUCUAGAGGAGGGCACAGCCGCACGCCACAGCUGCACAUCUGGGAAGUCUCAUCUGCUCCUGCACUGCUCUCUUUCCAUCACACUAGUGCUAGUAGCCCAGGCUGUCUCUUCCUUGCCCAGAGAGAUGCUGUGUCUCUCUCUUGCUCAGCCUGUCUGAUCCUCCCAUUAAAGACUAUUCACAGCCAGACACAUUACAACCUCUGACCUGACUACAACUUCAGUCUUUCUUUGGUAGCCAGUCUCAGCUCUCUUGUUGCCCAGAGCCAGCUCCCAAGACCCCCAGAAGCCAUGCAGCACUCACAGCCCCGGCGCUUGUGGAGCAUGGGGACGACAGCUAGCGCAGCUCAACAGGCAACCUCAGCAGCGCCCCCUAUUGAGAGUGUCCAGGGCAACAGCAGCAGCAGCAGCUCGUGUACGGAUGAUCGUCACUCCUUAAGUAUCCACUCCUUCCAGACAGUGAGCAUUCACAACAAGGCAAAGUCCAUUAUCACCAACAAGGUUGCUCCAGUGCUCAUAUCAUAUAACUGCAAGGAAGAGUUUCAAAUUCAUGAUGAUUUGCUUAAGGCGAACUACACAGCAGGGAGAAUAUCGGAUACGAUGCCAGAACACUAUCUUGUGCAGGGUAAAUAUUUUAUGGUCCGGGAUGUAUACAGCAAGCUAGAUGUAUUAAACACUACAAACACUUGUGGGGCACCCAACUUCCGCCAAGCUAAAGGAGGAUAUGGCGUGUACGGGAUGGGACAACCCAGCCUGAAUGGAUUCAAACAAGUGCUGCAGAAACUUCUCAGUGACGGACACAAGGAAUGUAUCUUCUUUUGUGUACGGGAGGAGCCUGUUUUAUUCCUGAAAAUAGAGGAAGACUUUGUGCCUUACACUCCCAGACAGAAGGAGAAUCUGCAUGAAAACUUGCACCACUUGGGGAAGGGCGUCCGUGUGGAAACUUUGGAGCUAGCUAUCCGUAAAGAGCUCCAUGACUUUUCCCAGCUAAGCAGUAAUAAUUAUUAUGUAUAUAACGACAUUGAACAUUUUAAGGACGAACCUCACUCCAUAAAAAUUCAGUGUGAAGAGGAUAUUCACGUCACGGAAGAGGUCUACAGCAGACCUGUUUUCUUGCUGCCUUCAUACAGGUAUCACCGCCUGCCACUGCCUGUGGAUGGUGCCCCGCUGGAAGUACAAUUUGAUGCCUUUGUUAAUUUUCUCAGGGAAAACCCAAAUCUCUUGCUGCUGCACGAUGCCACGCUCCCACCCCCAGCUCUGCUCUUUAGCUGCCAGACAGGAGUGGGCAGAACAAACUUAGCCAUGAUCCUGGGCACCCUAGUGUUGUAUCACCGCAGGGGAACACUGGAGCAUGACACGUCCCAGGACACCAGCACUUUGCCAAAGGAACGUUUCCAGGUCAUACAGAACUUCAUUGCUAUGGUACCAAAUGGGGAAAAAAUUGUUGCUGAGGUGGACAAAGCCAUUGAGCUAUGCUCAGAAAUGCACGAUAUGAAAGCAGCAAUAUAUGAGUGUAAGAAGAAGCUUGAGGGUAUCGGAGAAGAUUACCAAAUUCAGGGAAACAGCACCAAAGAAUAUUUCCUCCAAGCUACACUUAACAGCCUUGAGCGCUACUUUUACUUAAUAGCUUUCAACUAUUAUCUUCAUGAGCAGUAUCCACUGGCGUUUGCACUGAAUUUCAGCCGAUGGCUCUGCACACAUCCUUGGAUUUACCGACUGCACUCAAAUAUGAACCUGUCUGAGUUGACGGUUUCUGGAGAACUUAUAACCAAAGGCACCCGGUUGUUGGUGUUGGACAAGAGGUUCUCCCCAGACGUUCUGAGCACUGUGAAGGAAAUGAAUGUUGCCAACUUCAGAAGGGUCCCAAAAAUGGCUAUUUAUGGGACUGCACAGCCAAACUCUAAGGCUACCGCUUCUGUUCUCAGUUAUCUGACUGACACCAAGAGAAAUUAUUCUAACAUCCUGUGGGUCAACCUGCGAGAAGAUGUUGUGUUGGAAGGCAAUGAACAGACGUUUAGCCCACGAGAACUUGAGAACCUGGAACAACAGAUUGUGAUACCUGUAACUUCAUCAGAGCAAAUAGAGAAAUUAGAGGCCACCGUAGCGAAUCACGUGCUGACCUCACAGAAGUGGUUGGAAGUUUACUUGGAGCAGGAGAAGCAGAUGAAGAUGUUUAAAACAUGUCAAACGAUACAGGAAGUUUUCAAUCAGCAUAAAAGCUCUUACCCAGGGCUGGUGUACCGAAGGGUCCCUAUUCCAGACUUCUGUGCCCCCCGGGAGCAGGAUUUUGACAAGUUACUGGAAGCCAUGAAGACAAUAUUAGCAGACGAUGCCAAAUCAGCGUUUGUGUUUAACUGUCAUAGCGGAAAAGGGAGGACAACCACAGCAAUGGUUAUUGCCGUACUGACCCUCUGGCAUUUUAAUAGCAUCCCUGAAAUUAGCGAGGAUGAGAUUGUCAGUGUGCCAGAUGCCAAGUAUACCAAAGGGGAGUUUCAGGUUGUGAUGAAGAUUGUGCAGUUGUUGCCGGAUGGUCACAAACUAAAGAAAGAGGUGGAUAUGGCGCUGGACUGCGUGAGCGAGACAAUGACACCCAUGCAUUACCACUUGCGUGAAAUUAUCAUAUGUACCUACAGACAGAUUAAAACAGCCAAAAAUGCAAAAGAAAUGCAGUUACUCCAGCUCAGAAGUCUUCAGUACUUGGAACGCUACAUCUAUCUGAUCCUCUUUAAUGCAUAUCUGCACUUGGAGAAAAAGGAUUCUUGGCAGAGACCGUUCAGCACCUGGAUGUAUGAGGUGGCCGCCAAAGCAGGAGUUUAUGAAAUACUGAACAAUUUGGGCUUUAGCGAAUUUGAGAAACCAGAAGAUCAACCACUUUGUCGGCUGCGCUGUCGCUGGCAGCAACAAAACGCCAUUCAGCUUCCAUUCCGAGGAGAUUUUAUUUAGGGUGACUGCAAACUCUGGGACGUUUUUACUCUCUACUCCUCCAGUUGUGUUGUAGUUUGCGGAGGUAGAGAGCACUGCCUUAAAAGACUUGUUUUAUACAAAAAUAAAUAAGCGCCACUCAAGAUGUUUUAAAAAUGAUUUUGGUCACAAUAAAUACGUAAACUGCUUCAUGUAAAAAGUCUCCGCUUGAUUGCAAAAGAAAACAAUAAAGAGACACAGAUUAUUAUUUUUUUGCAUGAUUAAUAACUGUCAAAUUCAGUAUAUAGUUUUACACACGUUUGUUAUUACUGCUGCUGGGAUAAAUUAUUUCUAGUUCGGAGUCGAUAGAUUUGGUCUGCAAUCUGUGGUUGGCUGAAGCAGCCGCGCCCUUAUGUUUUUAUGCCACUCUUUUUUUAAUGUAUUAUUAACACAUGAUCUUUUUAAAUACUUGUUAAAAUGUAGGUUAUUUCCCCUUUGUGAGAAAUUACAAUAUAUAUUUCCUGUUUGUGUGUAAGAUUUAUUCUGUGUAUAAGAGGGCUAAUGUUAUUAUAAAUAUGUUAAAUCA